Paracoccidioides brasiliensis Pb18 is the source of this 2427-nucleotide messenger RNA. Its product is annotated as cysteine-tRNA ligase. The coding region runs from base 1 to 2427 and encodes 808 amino acids. The record is from RefSeq and is a predicted model, not a curated record. Gene Ontology annotation, cellular component: cytoplasm. The transcript is spliced from 2 exons. Gene Ontology annotation, molecular function: cysteine-tRNA ligase activity; ATP binding. Gene Ontology annotation, biological process: cysteinyl-tRNA aminoacylation.
AUGUCGACUACCCGCCAGCAACCGCCCUGGAACCAGCCUCAGCCGCAUGCCGAAUCUGCAUCCCGUCUGCCUCCAUUGAAGAUUUACAACUCCCUAACUAGAUCGAAAGUCCCGUUCGUUCCCCUCGACCCUAGCGGCCGCAAGGUUACCUGGUAUGCCUGCGGUCCAACAGUCUACGACGAUGCACAUCUUGGUCAUGCCAGAAACUAUGUCAGCAAUGAUAUUCUCCGGCGGAUAAUGCGUGACUAUUUCAAUUUUGAUGUUCAAUUCAUUAUGAAUAUUACGGAUGUGGAUGACAAGAUUAUAUCAAGAGGACGACAGCAACAUUUUUUCACUGAAUAUGUGAAUUCACACCCAUCAAUUGAUGACGACGUUCUUUCAACCGUUCGUGCAGCAUUUGCAGCUUACUUGGAGAAAAAACUCCCACUACUGGAGGCUGGACUCACCCCGGAGCGCUAUAGUGGCGAGGUAGAGAAGGUUUACGCGGCCAUCCUGAAUGGUGGAGCUCUUGAUGGUAGUGGAAAGCCUGGAGAUGAUGAAGCGAAAAUAAAAAUGCACAUCAAGACUGCGGCUUCCGCAGCUAAUAUGCUCUCCAAAAUCGCUACCUCAAAAGAAAGCAUCCUCAGUGAGACUUUCUACAAGAAUGUCCAGGAUGUACUUCUUGAACACCUGGAUUCCCUUUAUGGAUCAUCGAUACGCGGAGAGGAUCGUUCAAUUUUCACCAAGUUGACGAAAACGUACGAGGAUCGCUUUAUGAAGGAUAUUCGCGAUCUAAAUGUCUUAGAUCCUGAUGCCGUUACUAGAGUAACAGAAUACAUGCCCGAGAUCGUACAAUUCGUGGAGAGAAUAGUUCAGCAUAAAUUCGCCUAUGUAACCUCUGAUGGCUCCGUUUAUUUUGAUAUUACCGCAUUCGAGGCUUCAGGGAACAGUUAUGCCAGAUUGGAACCGUGGAAUCGGAAUGAUACUAAACUUCAGGCUGAGGGAGAAGGCGCCUUGAUAAAUAGGACAACAGAGAAGCGAUCACCAGCAGAUUUUGCCUUGUGGAAGGCGUCAAAAGCUGGUGAACCUAGCUGGCCUAGUCCAUGGGGUGAUGGUCGCCCUGGUUGGCACAUUGAAUGUUCAGCCAUGGCAUCUGCCAAGCUUGGUAAACAGAUGGACAUCCAUUCUGGUGGAAUUGACUUGGCGUUUCCACAUCAUGACAACGAGUUGGCUCAAAGUGAAGCUUAUUGGCAUGAAAAUUGUGCCCAAAAUCACUGGGUCAACUACUUCCUUCAUAUGGGCCACUUAUCCAUUCAGGGAUCCAAAAUGUCAAAAUCACUCAAGAACUUCACUACCAUCCGAGAAGCCCUUGACAAAGGAGAUUGGACCCCAAGAAGCCUUCGUAUUGUUUUCCUGCUAGGUGGAUGGAAGGAUGGAAUUGAAAUAACUGAGGAUCUCGUCAAGGCUGGAAAUGCCUGGGAGGAGAAAGCUAAUAAUUUCUUCAUCAAUGCUAGAGACUCAGUUGCACAGGCAAACAGUGAUGCAGGCUCAACGGAUGACACUCUAGCGACUGCACUUAAAUCUGCCCAAGAUGCCGUCUAUCAAAACUUGUGCGAUUCCUUUAACACCGCUGGAGCUAUGCAUGCGAUUUCCGAACUUAUCUCCAAGUACAACAUCUCCAAUAAAUCCACGUUACCGGUUAAGGACGUCCAGGAAGCCGCAGUGUGGGUCACAUCGAUGGUCAACAUAUUCGGUCUCAACGGUAGCGCGUCACCUGUCAUAGCUGAAAUCGGCUGGUCAGGCAUCGAUAUCCCCGAAGUUUCAAAACCGUAUCUCUAUCCACUAUCCACUAUGCGAGAUUCACUUCGAGAAGCUGCCAGAUCGAAAUCAGGCAUAUCAGAGGAGGCGAUAAAGUCGAUCGUUGAGAAGGGAACCACAGUAGUUAAACAAACGUCAGACGUAUUCGAGGAAGCGGAAGUAUACAAAAGCCUCCUUUCUGACUUCUGCACAAAAAUCUCCUCUCUCAAGCAAACCGACUCCGUUUCAAAGGAAAUCCUUUCCCUUUGCGAUCGCGUCCGUGACAUAGACUUGUUUGAUCUUGGCAUCUACCUGGAAGACCGUGAUAAUCAGCCAGCCCUCGUUCGUCCCGUCACCAGAGAACUCAUCCAAGCACGGGAGGAGAAGGCCGCCCGGGCCCACCAAAAGCAGAUCGAGAGAGAAAAUAAAGAAAAAGAGUCGCUUAAGAGGGCUGAGAAAGGUAAAAUCAGCCACCUGGACAUGUUCAGGACCACUGAGUAUAGUGCGUGGGAUGACGAUGGUAUUCCCACCAAAGAUGCGGCUGGAGAGGAGGUUACUAAAAGCAGAAGUAAAAAACUGAGGAAGGAUUGGGAACGACAGAAAAAGGCACAUGAAGCGUGGUUGGAAAGUAAUCGGGGAAAUUUCUCAUGA